CUGAGUUCUGCAUCUACUCCAUAGUGACAUGGUCUUUCUUGUUCUUUUCUUCUCUUACCCAUUACUUUUUUCUUUUUAUUUUCUAAACAUUCAUUCUUUUAUUGAUAUAGCUCCUUCCAUUAUUUCUUUUUCAUUCUCACAGCCUUGCUCCGCACACACUUACUUGCGGACACUCUUUUCUUCUUCUCUUGACGACACAUCGCUCUAUCAACUGCAACUUGAUUCCUUGCCUCAUUCAUACCUCCUACUCCCUCGUCCCAAGAGCGUCUUAUAACCAUGGUUGGACUCACUUCUGCUGCCGGAGUCAUUGCUCUCCUCGAUGAACAGGACGAUGAUCUUAAGGUCUAUGCCCUUCAAAAACUGAACGGGCUUGUGGAUCAGUUUUGGGCAGAAAUAUCGGAUUCAGUUUCCAAGAUUGAAAUUAUGUACGAGGAUACUGAGUUCAAGGAUAGACAGUUGGCAGCAUUGGUUGCCUCCAAGGUUUACUAUCAUUUGGGCGAAUUUGAUGACUCCCUCAACUUUGCGCUUGGAGCUGGAAAUCUCUUUGACCUCUUCUUAAAGUCGGAAUACGUUGAUACUAUUGUCUCUAAAUGUAUCGAUAAGUAUAUCGCUCUCCGGACUCAGGAGCAACAAGAACAAAGUGCAGAACCCUUGGACCCCAGGCUCAAAGAUGUGGUAGAAAAGAUGUUUGAUCGCUGCUACCAGGAUGGAGAGUACAAGCAGGCCGUAGGAAUUGCGUUGGAAUCGCACCGUCUGGAUGUUGUGGAAUACUCAAUUAAGGCUGGCGGCCCCUCAAACAUUCUUCCUUAUGUGUAUGAAUUGGCUAUGACGGUUGUUCUUGACCAGACAUAUCGUAACACACUCUUGCAGCUCCUCGUUGACCAGUUCCGAAAGUUGGAAGAACCCGAUUAUGUCUCCAUCAACCAAUGCCUUGUGCAUCUGGGUGAUCAUCAAGCCAGUGCAGAGUUGCUUCAAAGCCUUGUCAACACUGAUGUGCAGACUGAUUUGUUGAUGGCGUAUCAGCUUGCAUUUGAUCUCGAGAACAAUGCUACACAAAAGUACUUGAAAAAAGUGGCAACUGCUCUCCCGUCUGAUCCUAAUGAGAAGUACGAAAGAAUCAAAUCUAUCCUUUCAGGGAAGGAGACUAUCAGACUUCAAUUGGAAUUUCUUUGUCGCAAUAACCACACAGAUAUGCUUAUUCUCAAGAAUUCCAAAACGGUACUCGAUGCACGUCUUUCCAUCUACCACUCUGCAGUUACAUUUGCAAAUGCUUUCAUGAAUGCCGGUACAACGAGCGAUGAUUUCUUGAGACAGAACCUGGAGUGGCUUUCUCGCGCCACAAACUGGUCGAAGUUCAGCGCGACAGCUGCUCUGGGCGUUAUCCAUAAAGGUCAUCUUGCUCAAGGAAUGACAAUGCUUGCACCUUAUCUCCCACAGGACGGCGUUACAGCCAGCCCUUAUUCGGAAGGAGGCUCUCUCUUUGCUCUCGGGCUCAUUCAUGCCAACCAUGGAGAUGAAGUUCUGGACUACUUGCGCGGGGUCCUGAAAAACACACAGAUUGAGGUAUUGCAACAUGGUGCUUGCUUGGGUCUUGGAACUGCAGGAAUGGCAACGGAUAACAAUGAUAUCUAUGAAGAGUUAAGAAGCGUCCUCUUCAGCGACAGCGCGAUUGGUGGUGAGGCUGCUGGUCUCGCAAUGGGAAUGGUGAUGCUUGGUACCGCAUCAGAAAAAGCCUUGGAUGAGAUGCUGCAAUAUGCACAUGAAACUCAGCAUGAGAAGAUCAUUCGCGGAUUGGCAGUGGGUAUCUCUCUGGUGAUGUACGGCAAGGAGGAUGCGGCUGAUGUUUUGAUUGAGAAGCUUGCAGCAGAUAAGGAUCCUAUUUUGCGAUACGGUGGAAUGUACACUAUUGCUAUGGCUUACUGUGGUACUGGAAACAACAAGGCUAUUCGCCGCCUUCUACAUGUUGCUGUCAGUGACGUCAACGACGAUGUAAGACGUGCGGCUGUCACCGCUCUCGGUUUUAUCCUUUUCCGAUCCCAUAAGCAGGUGCCACGCAUUGUUCAGCUCCUCUCUGAGAGCUACAAUCCACAUGUGCGCUAUGGUGCGUGCUUGGCCCUUGGAAUCUCUUGCGCAGGAACUGGCUCACUUGAGGCAAUCGAACUGCUAGAACCAAUGGCUAAGGACAAUGUGGACUUUGUCCGCCAAGGCGCUUUUAUUGCAUUGGCUAUGAUUUUGAUGCAGCAGAACGAAGUACAGAACCCAAAGUCUGCGGCUGUUCGUACAAUGUACGAGGAAGUUAUCAAGAAGAAGAAUGAGGAUGCUCUUACCAAGUUUGGAGCUGUCCUUGGGCAGGGUAUCAUUGACGCAGGUGGAAGAAAUGUCACAAUCUCGUUGCAAUCUCGUUCUGGUCAUUCAAACAUGCCAGCUAUUGUUGGUGUAGCCCUGUUCACACAAUUCUGGUACUGGUACCCCGCCAGUCACUUCUUGAGUUUGGCGUUUACACCAACUGCCAUAAUUGGAGUGAACGCUGACUUGAAUAUGCCAACGAUUGAAUUUACGUCAAACGCAAGGCCUUCUCUAUUUGCAUACAUUCCACCUACUAAGCCCCCAACUGCCACUGUUGUGGAAAAGGUGGCUACAGCAGUUUUGUCAACAACAGCUAAGGCCCAGGCCAAGGCUAAGAAGGCAAAGACAGCAGAACCAGAGGCCAUGGAAGAAGACGAGAAGCCGGAGGAGAAGUCAGAGGAGGCAAAGGAUGAAGAAGCUAAAGCCGCAGCCAAGCCUAAAAAAGAGCCUCAGUCAGAGAAGCUAGGCAACCUUGCACGUGUUCUUCCUGCUCAACUUAAAUACAUCUCAUUCGACAAGGAGGCGCGCUAUGUCCCAGUCAAGAAGGAUGUUACUGGUGGCAUUGUAGUACUGUUGGACAACAGGCCCGGUGAACCCGAGAUGCUGCUCUUAACGAGGGCCACAACUGCUGGCGCUGCAGCUCCUGCUUCAGACAACAAGAUGGAAGUGGAAGAGGAGGAGGCGCCUAUGCCAGAACCAUUUACCUAUCCAUUUGAUCGAAACUAAGUAAACGUGAUGAUUCUCCUUCUGUUAUCAAGCCGGAUUAAAAUAAAAUAAAAUAAAAAGUAAAAGUAAAAAGUAAAAAGUACAAUAAAACAUUGAUAAAGC
This is a messenger RNA of Lobosporangium transversale, 3174 nucleotides long. RefSeq names its product armadillo-type protein. The coding region runs from base 277 to 3072 and encodes 931 amino acids. Gene Ontology annotation, cellular component: proteasome storage granule; proteasome regulatory particle, base subcomplex; proteasome complex. Gene Ontology annotation, biological process: proteasome-mediated ubiquitin-dependent protein catabolic process; regulation of protein catabolic process. The transcript has 11 exons. The record is from RefSeq and is a predicted model, not a curated record. Gene Ontology annotation, molecular function: enzyme regulator activity. Lineage: Eukaryota; Fungi; Mortierellomycota; Mortierellomycetes; Mortierellales; Mortierellaceae.